This is a messenger RNA of Zasmidium cellare ATCC 36951, 2862 nucleotides long. RefSeq lists its product as uncharacterized. Gene Ontology annotation, molecular function: calcium ion binding; calcium channel activity. The transcript has a single exon. Gene Ontology annotation, biological process: calcium ion transmembrane transport; intracellular calcium ion homeostasis. Gene Ontology annotation, cellular component: membrane. Lineage: Eukaryota; Fungi; Ascomycota; Dothideomycetes; Mycosphaerellales; Mycosphaerellaceae. The coding region runs from base 1 to 2862 and encodes 953 amino acids. The record is from RefSeq and is a predicted model, not a curated record.
AUGACCUCUCUCCAACCCAACCCCAGCAACCGGAAACGCUUCUCUCGCGAAGGCUUCAAGCCCAUCCCAAACGACAACCAACACGGCGGGAUGCCACCCACCAACGACGCCACCAUCGACAUCCCCCUCGAGCAAGUCCAGACCAAUGCCAGCAGCACUGGGGGCUUGCGCAACCAGAACACCACCGCUCAGAUGAGAUCAAAUCAACCCAGCGACCACUCGCCCAGCAAUGAGAAGAGCGGCUUCUUUCGCGGCAGAAGAGCAAAGCCAACGGGUGGUGUGCAAGGCACCGGAAGAGUGGGAUAUGAUGGCGAAGAAGAUACCCUGACCACCAUGGGCAAGAUCUACAGCAAGAUCUACUCCUUCUCCAUCGUGACGAGAUACUUCUUCUAUGUCCUGCCCCUCGGCAUUCUCAUCGCGGUACCCAUCAUCGUGGGCGCCAUCCUCGAGAACCGCAAGUCAGGGCCGCCGGGAUUUGGAGGUGUGCCGAUUCUAUGGUUUUUUGUGUGGGUUGAGAUUGUGUGGUGUAGUUUGUGGGUUUCGAAAGUGGUGGCACAUUUCCUGCCCUUCGUGUUCCAAAUCUUCGUGGGAGUCGUCAGUUCGGGUGUACGAAAGUAUGCCACGGUCUUGCGCGCGCUGGAAAUCCCUCUGUCGCUGGUCGGCUGGGCCGUGACUUCUCUGGCUACUUUCAAGCCACUCAUGACCCGGAAUCCCUACAACAGCAAGCACGACACGAUCAAGUCGAAUUGGGUCGACAUCGUCCAGAAGAUCUUGGCUGCGGCGGUCGUUUCCACGCUUGUCUUCCUGGCCGAGCGAUUCUUCAUCCAGCUCAUUUCCAUCAACUACCACCGCAAGCAGUUCAACUCGAGGAUCAAGGACUCCAAGCGACAGGUCUUCAUUCUGACGCUACUCUACGAAGCUUCUCGUACCCUGUUCCCACCAUACUGCAACGAGUUCGCCGAAGAGGACUACAUCAUCUCUGAUCAGCUGCAGCUGUCUGCUCUGGGUGGUAAGGGCAAGGCAGGACAGCACCACCGCUCGGGAUCUGCAACACCAAUGCGCUUCAUCCAUAACAUUGGUCGUCUUGGUGAUCAGGUCACGUCUGCGUUUGGAAAUGUCGCUUCGGAAAUUACUGGAAAGGAAGUCUUCAACCCAAACGGUGCGCAUUCAGUUGUGGUCACCGCUCUGGAGAAGAAGCGUACGUCAGAGGCACUUGCUCGCCGUAUCUGGAUGUCUUUGGUCGUCGAGGGUCGAGAGUCUUUACUGGACGAAGACAUCGUCGAUGUGCUCGGUCCUGAGCGAAAGACAGAAGCGGAAGAGGCUUACUGGGCAUUGGAUCGCGAUGGAAACGGCGACAUCUCGCUCGACGAGAUGAUUAUGACGAUCGUCGAAUGGGGCCGCGAACGCAAAGCUAUCGCAAGCAGCAUGGUCGAUGUGGCCCAAGCCAUCAACGUCCUGGACCGCUUACUCUGCACCAUCGUCCUCGUCGCGGUCGUCUUCAUCUUCAUCGCAUUCCUCAACACCAACUUCGUCACGACUCUGGCGACCACCGGAACCGCGCUUCUAUCCCUCUCUUUCGUCUUCUCGGUCAGCGCCCAGGAGAUCCUUGGUUCUUGCAUCUUCCUAUUCGUCAAGCAUCCAUUCGAUAUUGGCGACCGUGUCGACAUUGCAGGCGAUCCGCUCACUGUUGAGCAUAUCAGCUUGCUGUUCACGGUCUUCCGCCGCGCAUCUGGGCUCAAGACAGGCCAGCUUUGUCAAUACCCCAACAUCGUCCUGAACAGUCUGGCUCUCGACAACAUCAGUCGCAGCAAGGCCAUGACCGAACAAGUCACACUGGACAUCUCCUUCGACACCUCCUUUGACGAUAUUCAGAUUUUGAAGAAUGAGUUGAAGAACUUUGUCACCGACAAGGAGCACAACCGCGACUUCCAGCCGGAUCUGGAAGUUGAGAUUUUGGGAACGACGGACAUGUCGAAGCUGCAAUUGAAGGUGGAGAUCAAGCACAAGAGCAACUGGGCCAACGAGACCCUCCGAGCAGCCAGACGCAGCAAGUUCAUGUGCGCACUGGUGGCUGCUCUUCGUGCUGUGCCUAUUUAUGCCCCAGGUGGUGGUGCUGAUGUGGCUGGAAGUGCGGCCAACCCCAACUACUCUGUCGCCAUCUCGGACUCUGAAGCCAAGGAAAAUGCAGAACACACUGCUGAUGCAAGGGAGAAGGCUCGCCUGGUGCCGAAUAAGAAGAUCCAGGAGGCGAAAGAAGCCAAUCCUUUGAGCCCAACAGCAUCCAGUGGUAGAGGCGGUAUGGCCGGACUCAGCUACCACGAUGCGAAGAUUGUAAACGACCUGACUUCGAGAGACCCGGCCUCAGAUCCCGCUAGAGACGAGACAGCGUGGGCAACUGGCCGUGAUGACGCCAGCACUCUUGGCGGCAAAACGAGCAUCGACUACCAAGAUCUGAACGAUGUUCGAGGAAUGCUUCGUCGUGAGAGUACCCGUGGCAAGCGCAAGCCCAGUAGCGAGACCUCGCGAUACAACCGUCCUGGAAUCCCCACGAUCAACGAGCCUCAGCCGACCGAGUACAACCCAGGAUACAUGUCGCCGUACACAGAGAGCCAGCACCCCACAUACUCGACAGUACCCUCUCCUUACCGACCAACCCUUCAAAGCCAACCAACGCAGUACCAGUCUGCGCAGAGCCAAGUCCCUACAGUAAACACGAGCGUGGAGAUGAGCCAGCUCCCAACACGAAGCACCAGCAAUCCAUACAGGAACCGUACGGAGAAUUUGAGAAGUCCGACUGCAGGCAAUGUGCAGGAGGAAGAUGAUGAUGAGUUUGGCAACACGCGGCCGUAUUCCGGCGUCUAG